CCAGGGUGACCGUCCCACAGGGGACAGGGUGCUGCCAGUGCCCACCAGCAGCAGGAAUCUCAUCCCCAUCCCAAGCCGUGGCAGGAGCUGGAGCGUCAGUGCCCCGUGACCAUGUGCCACCUCCCCCUGCGUCACUGUCACCGCUCCGGCACAGGAUGUGGCUCCUCACAGGCUCGGCCGGGAGCUCUCCAGCAGCUUUUCCUGACCACUCUCACGGUUUUGGAGCACCUUGGGAACUCAGGUGCCUUCCCAGCUGCCAUCCAACCCCAGUGCUGUCCUGGCAACCCCCUCGAGAUCCUCCAGGGCCCAAAACAAGACACCAUCCACACCCUGAGGAGAAACUGAGCUGGAAGCCACAAGGGACAGGAUCCCAAACAUCAGUGCAGUGAUCCCAAGUCAAAGGAAGGUCACAAGGGGACAGCAAUCAACCAUCCAGGCAUGUCCUGUCAAGCGGACUGGCGGGCAGCGAGGUGGCCUGGAACGAGAGCCAGCACUGCCGGCUGCUGGUGCCCGAGCAGCUGCAGCUGUGCCGCCGGCACCUGGAGGCGAUGCCCAGCGUUGUCCGCGCCGCCCGCCGGACGCAGCAGCUGUGCCAGCAGAGCUUUGCCGACAUGCGCUGGAACUGCUCCUCCAUCCAGCGUGCCCCCGGCUUCGGCCCCGACCUGCUCACAGGAACGCGGGAAGCCGCCUUCGUGCACGCCCUGGCAGCGGCGGCCGUGGCGCAGAGCAUCGCCCGCUCCUGCGCCUCCGGGGAGCUCCCGCGCUGCUCCUGCGGCCCCGCGCCCGCCGAGCCCCCAGCCCCCGCCUCCCGCUGGGGCGGCUGCGGCGACAACCUGAGCCACGGGCUGCAGCUCGGCGCCGCCUUCACCGACGGCUCCGCCAGAGCCGCCGCCGCGCCCGGGCUCCGCGCCGUGAACCGGCACAACGGAGCCGUGGGACGGGCGGUGCUCAGUGACUCCCUGGAUACCAGGUGUAAAUGCCACGGGGUUUCAGGCUCCUGCUCAGUGAAGACCUGCUGGAAAGGGCUGCCAGACCUGGGUGAAAUUGCCUCUGACCUCAAAUCCAGGUACCUGGCAGCCCUCAAGGUGACCCAUCGGCUUGUGGGGCCCAGGAAGCAGCUGAUCCCCAAGGAAGGGGAUGCCCGGCCAGUGACAGAGAUGGAUCUGGUUUAUCUCAUCAGCUCUCCGGACUACUGCACCCCAAACCCCCAGCUGGGUUCUCUGGGGACACAGGACAGGCCGUGCAACAGGAGCUCAGUGGGCAGUGACAGCUGUGACCUGCUGUGCUGUGGCCGUGGCUACAACACCUACACGGAGGAGGUGCAGGAGCGCUGCCACUGCCGCUACCGCUGGUGCUGCUCCGUGGUGUGCCGGCGCUGCCGCCGCAGCCUGGACAGACACGUCUGCAAGUGAGCAGGAGAACCCCCUCUGCACCCACCAGGCACGGCUGGACACCAGGAGCCCGUCCCAAGGGAUGCCCCAGCAAGGAGGAGCUGUGCAGGAAGACUGGUUGUUCAUGGAAAGCCUCACACUGAGAGAUUUUGGGAAUUUUCGGUGCCUUCCAACCCAGACCUCGGGGCAGGACAAAGAGCUGCCCUCCUGCAGCUGGUCAGUGGCCAGCCCUUUGUCUCCAGCUGGGAAAAGCCAUUGAUCAUUCCACAAACCCCUUUCUCUGGGGGAAACAGGGACCCUGGGCUGCCAUUGUCCCUUUGCAGGAGGAUUCUGACAGCUCCUGAAAGCCCGGAGUGAUAGAUGGAAGGGGGUAGAGUUAUCCACAGGGAGAAGCUGCACGGAUGGAACGCUGCUGCUUUGGGUGAGGGGGUCAUGGGCAGAUCCCUUGGGACAGGAUUCUGCUGUGGGCUCAUCCAGGGCAGGACACUGCUCCAGGGCCCUUUGCAGCAUCCCAGUGCAUGCAUGGAGAUGGUGCUGCUCUUGUUGAUGGCAGAGACAUCAGGGACAGGAGAGCUCUUGGAGGCUGCCAAAACUGGGCAGCCUGGCAAACCCACGCCUGACCAUGUCUUAACAGCCCAGCCAUGGCAUCACUGGUUCUGUCCCCACAUCAGAGGUGGGAGCACACUCAAUACAUUAAAUUCUCAUGGCUUGUCCUUCCUGCCCCUCCUUCUGGCCCACUGAGGUCUUCAGCCCACUCCUACCACCAUUCAGGACUAGGUGUGUUGGAAUUCUGGCCUGGAGAGUGGACACAACUCCAGGGUCUUGGGGAAGCAAGAAAUAACCUUUAUUUUUUGUACUUCCUGUAAGUGGGAUUCUAGUUUGUGUUUUUAAAUAAAUGUCAUAACUUUCUG
Molecule: messenger RNA, 2302 nt
Organism: Zonotrichia leucophrys gambelii
Lineage: Eukaryota; Metazoa; Chordata; Aves; Passeriformes; Passerellidae
Product: protein Wnt-11b-like
Exons: 7
Coding region: 549-1412 (287 amino acids)
Biological process (GO): canonical Wnt signaling pathway; neuron differentiation; multicellular organism development
Cellular component (GO): extracellular region
Molecular function (GO): cytokine activity; frizzled binding
Source: RefSeq, a predicted model, not a curated record